Messenger RNA from Nanorana parkeri, 624 nucleotides. Its product is annotated as dual specificity protein phosphatase 13-like. The transcript has 5 exons. NCBI's taxonomy places the organism in Eukaryota, Metazoa, Chordata, Amphibia, Anura, Dicroglossidae. Gene Ontology annotation, cellular component: cytoplasm. The record is from RefSeq and is a predicted model, not a curated record. Gene Ontology annotation, molecular function: MAP kinase phosphatase activity; protein tyrosine/serine/threonine phosphatase activity. Bases 1 to 624 code for a protein of 207 amino acids. Gene Ontology annotation, biological process: protein dephosphorylation; negative regulation of MAPK cascade.
AUGGCAGAGGAAGAAGCGACAGCACUGCCCGGGGGAGAGGAGUCUCAAGCAGAUGUGUGCCCUACAAUACGAGAGCUCCAGAGACUCUUGGAUAGUAAACAUCCUUUUCCUCAUCACGUGGACGAAGUGUGGCCCAACUUAUACUUGGCAGAUCUUUGUUUUGCCAAUAACCGAUAUGAGUUGUGGAAAUUGGGCAUUACACAUGUCCUGAAUGCAGCUCAUGGACGGAUGCAUUCUGACGGCAGUCCUGAAUACUAUGGUACCAGCAUAACAUACCAUGGGGUGCCCGCCAAUGAUCUUCCAGACUUCAACAUCAGUCAAUAUUUCUAUUCUGCUUCAGAAUUUAUUCACAAAGCACUGGACACUCCCGGAGCCAGGGUUCUAGUACACUGUGUUGUCGGAAUCAGCAGGUCAGCCUCUUUGGUUCUUGCUUACUUAAUGAUCCAUCAUCAGCUAACCCUGACACAAGCCAUACAGCACGUUCAAGAGAAUCGCUGGAUCUUCCCAAAUGCAGGUUUCCUUCAACAGCUAUUACACCUGGAUGAGGAGCUACAGCAGACUAGGAAGAAUCAAAGGCAGGAGGGAGAGCUGUCACAGAUGGCUGGCUGGGAGGAUCGACUUUGA